AUGUUCGAAACAGAGCAUACUCUCUUGCCUCUUCUUCUUCUCCCAUCGCUUCUGUCUCUUCUCCUCUUCUUGAUCCUCUUGAAGAGAAGAAGCCGACCAAUAUUCAAUCUUCCUCCGGGAAAAUCCGGUUGGCCAUUUCUCGGCGAAACCAUCGGUUAUCUCAAGCCUUACACCGCCACUACUCUCGGUCACUUCAUGCAACAACAUAUCUCCAAGUAUGGGAAGAUAUAUAGAUCGAAUUUGUUCGGAGAACCAACGAUUGUAUCAGCUGAUGCUGGACUCAACAGAUUCAUAUUACAAAACGAAGGAAGACUCUUCGAAUGUAGUUAUCCUCGAAGCAUCGGUGGGAUUCUUGGGAAAUGGUCGAUGCUUGUUCUUGUUGGAGACAUGCACAGAGACAUGAGAAGUAUCUCUCUAAACUUUCUGAGUCACGCUCGUCUCAGAACCAUUCUACUUAAAGACGUUGAGAGACACACUUUGUUCGUUCUUGAUUCUUGGCAAGAACAUUCUGUUUUCUCUGCUCAAGAUGAGGCCAAAAAGUUUACGUUCAAUCUAAUGGCGAAGCAUAUAAUGAGUAUGGAUCCUGGAGAAGAAGAAACAGAGCAGUUGAAGAAAGAAUAUGUUACUUUCAUGAAAGGUGUUGUCUCUCCUCCUCUCAAUCUUCCAGGAACUGCUUAUCGUAAAGCUCUUCAGUCACGAGCAACGAUAUUGAAGUUUAUUGAGAGUAAAAUGGAAGAGAGGAAAUCAGAGAUUAAGGAAGAAGACAAAGAAGACAUGAAAACAGAAAAUGAAGUAGAGAUUAGUAAGAGUGAUCAAGAGAGGAAACAUCGAACAGACGAUGAUCUUUUGGGAUGGGUUUUAAAACAUUCGAAUCUAUCGACGGAGCAAAUUCUCGAUCUCAUUCUUAGUUUGUUAUUCGCCGGACAUGAGACUUCUUCUGUGGCCAUUGCUCUCGCAAUCUUCUUCUUACAAGCUUGCCCUAAAGCCGUUCAAGAGCUUAGGGAAGAGCAUCUUGAGAUCGCGAGGGUGAAGAAGGAACUUGGAGAAUCAGAAUUGAAUUGGGAUGAUUACAAGAAAAUGGACUUUACCCAAUGUGUUAUAAACGAGACACUUCGACUGGGAAAUGUAGUAAGGUUUUUGCAUCGUAAAGCACUCAAAGACGUUCGGUACAAAGGAUACGAUAUCCCGAGUGGGUGGAAAGUGUUGCCGGUGAUCUCAGCCGUACAUUUGGAUAAUUCUCGUUACGACGAACCUAAUCUCUUUAAUCCUUGGAGAUGGCAACAGCAAAACAGUGGAGCGUGCGGGUCGUCGUCUACGUCAGGAAGUGGUAGUUUUUCGACGUGGGGGAACAACUUCAUGCCGUUUGGCGGAGGACCAAGGCUGUGUGCUGGUUCGGAGUUGGCGAAGCUAGAAAUGGCAGUGUUUAUUCAUCAUCUGGUUCUUAAUUUCAAUUGGGAAUUAGCAGAAGAUGAUCAACCAUUUGCGUUCCCUUUCGUUGACUUUCCUAACGGUUUGCCUAUUAGGGUUUCUCGUAUCAUGUAA
Molecule: messenger RNA, 1542 nt
Organism: Microthlaspi erraticum
Lineage: Eukaryota; Viridiplantae; Streptophyta; Magnoliopsida; Brassicales; Brassicaceae
Source: the annotation of a GenBank genome assembly